UAAUUUUAAAAUAAAAAAGACAGGCAAAGGAAAAUUAUUAUUCUUCUCCUUCUCUCAUCACAACCGCCGCCACCACCAAAAUGAAGAAAGUUGACCUUGUCUUCAUCCCUGGACCAGGCGCAGGCCAUCUGGUUCCCCAUGUUGAGUUUGCAAAGUUAUUGUUAGAUCGAGAUGAUCGUUUCUUAGUGACUGUACUUCUUAUGGAUUCUCCUUUUGGCACUUCUCCUACACCUGCUUAUACGAAAUUACUUGGAGAAUCUAGUACGUCAAUUAGGUUCAUCAACCUUCUUCCUCCUCUAGACUUCUCUCCUUCACAAGAGGUUCAUAAAUCCUUCGAAAAGUUUAUGAAUGAGUAUAUAGAUUGUCAUAAAACUUGUGUUAAAGAAGCUAUUAUGAAGCACGCACUUUCCAGAUCUAACUCAGGCUUACUUGCUGGAUUGGUGGUUGAUUUCCUUUGUACAUCUAUGAUUGAUGUGGGAAAUGAACUUGGUGUUCCUUCUUAUUUGUUCUCCCCUUCUAGUGCAGCUGCCAUUGGUCUCUUGCUGUACCUUCCAACUCGACAUGAUGAAGUUGGAAGAGAAAUUGAGGAGUUUGAUGGUGAUUUGGUGAUCCCUAGUUAUGCUAAUCCAGUUCCAAGCAGUGGUCUGCCUGAAGUUUUGUUGAACAAGCGUGGUGGCUACACUACAUUUAUGAACCAUGGAAGAAGAAUCAAGGAGACCAAAGGGAUUAUUGUCAACACUUACGAGGAGUUGGAAUCUCAUGCGGUUAAGUCUUUGAUGAAUAAUUUUGAUGGUGCCCCACCUGUUUACACAGUUGGGCCGCUGAUCGAUCUCAAGACUCAAAGUGAAAAGUUACUUUUUGAUGUGAAAGAAAGAGAUGGAAUCAUGAAAUGGCUUGAUGAUCAACCUGAUUCAUCAGUAGUUUUCUUGUGCUUUGGGAGCCAGGGGAGCUUUGGAGAAGAGCAAAUAAAAGAAAUUGCGUUUGGAUUGGAGCAAAGUGAGGUGAGGUUCUUGUGGUCUAUGAGGAAGCCACCACCAAGGGAUCAGCUUGAAAGGCCUAGAGAUUACAAUAGUGAUCAUCCGCAGGAAAUUUUGCCAAUUGGGUUCCUUGAGAGAACAGAGGGGAUUGGUUUUGUGUGUGGAUGGGCACCGCAAAAGGAGGUGUUGUCUCAUAGAUCAAUAGGGGCCUUUGUGUCACAUUGUGGAUGGAAUUCAAUCUUGGAGAGCUUGUGGUUUGGUGUUCCAAUUGUGACAUGGCCAAUGUAUGCGGAGCAACAGGUUAAUGCAUUCCAAAUGGUAAAAGAUUUAGGACUGGCUGUGGAGUUGAGAUUGGGUUAUAAGGUCAUGAAUGGGGAAGUUUUGGCUGCAGAUGAGAUAGCAAGAGCUAUAAAAUGUGUCAUGGAAACUGAUAGUGUGGUGAGGAAGAAGGUAAGAGAGAAGAGUGAAAAGAGUAGAUUAGCAGUGAUUGAGGGUGGAUCUUCAUUUGCUGCAUUUGGACGCAUGAUUGAGGAUAUAUUAAGAAACAAAGUCAUAAAUUAGAUUUUUAUUGAAUCCUAGUUAAUCCUUAACGGUGUAUGAACUUGAUUCAUUUUCUAAGUUGACAAUGGUCUUUUGGUAUUUUACUUAAUUUGAGGUUUUUAAUCAAUUUAUGCUGAAUUGAUUUCUAUUCUCA
Molecule: messenger RNA, 1671 nt
Organism: Mangifera indica (mango)
Lineage: Eukaryota; Viridiplantae; Streptophyta; Magnoliopsida; Sapindales; Anacardiaceae
Product: anthocyanidin 3-O-glucosyltransferase 2-like
Exons: 1
Coding region: 81-1538 (485 amino acids)
Molecular function (GO): UDP-glycosyltransferase activity
Source: RefSeq, a predicted model, not a curated record